AUGUCGAAGUAUCCGCAACGAGCCCUGGCUGAGAGAAAUAAGACAGUACAGAUGAAAAAUAGCAUGGAGGACAAGAUUCUUCGACAAAAACUCGAGUCUUUCUCGCGAGAAAGAGGCUACAUUGACAGAGAGUUGCGUAGGAUAUCGUUGGCGAGGGAAAGCUUGGUAGAAAGCCUCGACCGAUACACCAAGCAGUCUAAAUUGAUGACGAAGCGUUUGAGCUUGCCAUGUUUAGUUGAUGAGAGAAGAAAAGAUAGCCUCGCGGAUCCGAUUGGGGGUUUACGUCGACAUACUGUAGACAUAGUUGAAGAUUUUCAGAGACCUUUCGCAGAAUGCAAACAACCCCUGAAGCCGCUGGGAUGUAUUCAAGAGCCAGCGCCGGAUUCAAAGAAAGUUGCCGCAACACCCAGUAAUAAGGUGGGUAUUCCUUCCGAACGUAAAAACCGCGCACCAAGUCCACUCCUUAUAACAAGCAUGGAAACCUCACGAGAUAUUUUAGAAUUCCGUUGCACAAGCCCUGUAACCGCCUCCUUGAUUCAGUCUGGCAUUAUCCCUGCUCAAGAGAGGCCGAUGCUUCAUUCUCGUCAGACCAGCUCCAACGAAACCCCCCUUCGUCUUCCCAAGAUACCCGGCACUCCCGCAAGGAAGAUUUCUACGGGUCAGGCAAACCCGCGGGACGGAAUGCUGGCCACAAACCUGAAAAGUAAGUUCCGUCAGAUGGGAUCAGUUGUAAUGGCGACUGCGAUUUUAAGGGUUGCAAACGAAAGGCGGAAGGAGGAAGUUGGUAAAAAAUAA
Molecule: messenger RNA, 795 nt
Organism: Pocillopora meandrina
Lineage: Eukaryota; Metazoa; Cnidaria; Anthozoa; Scleractinia; Pocilloporidae
Source: the annotation of a GenBank genome assembly